GGGAGGGAGGGAACGGAGGAGGAGGAGUUUCCCCCCUUGUGAGUGCCGAAACCCUGCUCUGCAUUCCGGCGGAGCGCACACGCACACACCGGCCGCAGACACAAUCCCCGGGCCCCUAACACUUUGUUCUUUUACCUCAAAAAGUAAAAGACGGGAGGAAAAAGUUUCUCCGGGUGCUUUUUGUUUUUUCUUGUUUCUGUGUUGUUGUUUUCUUCGCUCUGGUUGUGGAAUGGUUUACUUUUCCCGUGAGGAGAGCUUUCUAAACUGUGAGAGAAGGUGCUUUAAUUCCGCUCUUUAAGCAGGUUCCAGCCCUAAGUAUCCUACAGCUGUAAGUCCAGACUGUCGGUGCACCAUGGUGAUCAUGACAGAAAACAGCCAUGCGGCUCCGUCGGGCGCUUCACAGGGAAGGCCUCUGCAGGUCGGCUUCUACGAGAUCAUCCGCACCCUGGGGAAGGGCAACUUUGCCGUGGUGAAACUGGCCAGACAUAAAGUCACCAAAACGCAGGUGGCCAUUAAGAUCAUCGACAAGACCAGACUGAACCCUUCCAACCUGGAGAAAAUUUACAGAGAAGUGCAGAUUAUGAAGCUGUUAAACCACCCUCACAUCAUCAAGCUUUACCAGGUCAUGGAAACCAAAGACAUGCUGUACAUUGUGACAGAGUACGCGAAGAAUGGAGAAAUGUUUGACCACUUGACCUCAAACGGCCGUAUGAGUGAAGACGAGGCGCGGAAGAAGUUCUGGCAGAUUCUCACAGCUGUGGACUACUGCCACCGACACCACAUCGUUCACCGUGACCUAAAAACUGAGAACCUGUUGCUGGACGCCAAUAUGAAUAUCAAACUGGCUGACUUUGGGUUUGGAAACUUCUACAACGCCGGGGAGCCUCUGUCCACGUGGUGCGGCAGCCCGCCUUACGCUGCCCCCGAAGUGUUCGAGGGGAAAGAGUACGAGGGGCCUCAGCUGGACAUUUGGAGUCUCGGAGUCGUGCUUUAUGUGCUCGUUUGUGGAUCUCUUCCAUUCGACGGACACAGCCUUCCUGCUCUCAGACAGAGAGUCACCGAGGGACGAUUCAGAAUCCCCUUCUUUAUGUCUCAAGACUGUGAAAACCUGAUCCGCAAGAUGCUGGUGGUGGAUCCGGCCAGGAGGAUCAGCGUGGCCCAGAUCAAGCAGCACCGCUGGAUGCUGGCCGACCCGACAGCCGCCACCCAGACCCUCAGCCACUCUCUGACGGAGUACAACUCCAACCUGGGCGACUACAGUGAACCCGUGCUGGGCAUCAUGAACACACUUGGCAUCGACCGCCAGAGGACCAUCGAGUCUCUGCAGAGCAGCAGCUACAAUCACUUCUCUGCUAUCUACUACCUGCUGCUGGAGAGAAUGAGAGAGCAUCGUGCCCAGCAGCUGAGCCGCCAGUGUGGAACCUGGAGCCAGAGACCCAGGAGCACCUCAGACUCUACAGGUCCAGAGGUGAUCAUGGAGGCCCCUGAUAGCUUAACAACCACAACAUUUUCAACUUCACUCAAAUGCGCUCCUCCAGUGUACUCAGAAAAGGAGUAUGACCAAUGCGGAUUAUUCCAGCGGGUGGUGUUUCCAGUCGAGGCCAGCCUCAACAGGCUGCUCUGGAAUCGCUCCAUUUCACCCAACAGCCUGCUGGAGACGAGCAUCAGCGAGGAGGUGCGACCCAGAGACCUGGAGGAGGAGGAGGCGACGCAAAGUCUCGGGCCCCUGCUCCCUCCGACGACCACCUCCCGCCGACACACUCUGGCUGAGGUGUCCGCCCGUUUCCACCAGUGCCACCCUCCAUGUAUCGUGGUCAGCCCCUCAGAUGGUGCCUCUUCUGACAGCUGCCUCAAGUCCUCAUCUAGUCCAGCCCCCAUUUUGCCGGCUGCUAUGGGUGAUAUAUCAAAACUUCUGGCCUCUGGGGCUGAAGGUAGAGCUCUGCUACCUGCUGGAACGUCUCUGGCCUUCUCCUCCCAUCUCCUCCCCCAGGCCCAGGGCAGCCUUCCUGCUGUUAGCUUCCAGGAGGGCCGCAGAGCCUCAGACACCUCCCUCACACAAGGCCUCAAAGCUUUCCGCCAGCAGCUGAGGAAAAACACACGCACCAAAGGGCUUCUGGGAUUAAAUAAGAUUAAAGGUCUGACGAGGCAAGCUGCUCCUCCGGCGUCCUGUAACCGCGGCAGCCGAGGGUCAAUUGGUCCCGCCCUCUCCGAACACCGCAGCAUGCUGGUGGAGGUGCUGCACCAGCAAAGGAUGCUACAAAUCCAGCACCAGCCUCAACCUCAAGUCCAAGCUGCUCAGACGGGACCUGCCCAGAAUCCGCUGCUCUUCCUGGCCCAGAACCAGUCGCCCUCUCCUCAACCCACAACCGUAUUUGCUUCCUCCUCCAUGUUUGACACCCAGACGCCCUCUGCUCUGCCUCCUCAGCAAACUUCAGUAAAUCUACAGCAAAGUCCCUGGCAACAAACUCUCGACAACUCCUCCUCCUCCUCCUGCUGCUCCUCGUCCUCCUCCUCCUCCUCGUCCUGCUACUCCUCGUCUCUGUCCCCCGUGGCCUCCGCUGCUUUCCUUCUCGAGGCUCAUCUGCACAUCAGCCAGCAAACCCACCCCCAUCCCACCGCCAGCAUCCAACAGCAGCCCCAGUCUGCAACACAAGGCCCCUUCCCCAUUGUUUCCAAACCAGCGGUGUGGAGCACAGAUCCCAACAUGCAGGAGUUAUGUCUGGCUGCACAGCAGCAGCACAAUAGCUGCGUGAUGGUGAAAUAAAACAUCAGCCGUCAAGCCUAGGGGCUGCUGCUCUCUGAGGAAGAGGCACGCUGCAAAAAAUCAAGACUUUACUUUGAGCUGGAAAAGAAAGAGAAGAUGAAAGAACAAAACAAGCAACUCUACUGAACCACAUGUGAGAAUGUGUCCACACAUGUUGAUAUCAUGUAAGCUAAAGACUAAGCAAUAACCAAACUCUGGACAAGGCAUUGAAGCUGUAUCAGACUCCCAGAGAAGCAAUAAUAGACUGAAAGACUCUCAUCCAGCUCCCCGAUGGACUUCCCUUGAACGAGAUGAGAGCCGACGUAAGCUGACACAACUGUGUGUCACAUGUUUUUCCUGCUGUAUAAGUCAACUUCUGUUUGUUUUUUUUAUACUGGAAGGCUUCCUCUUCCUCAUUCAUUUUUUUUAGUCACUCUUUGUGUAAUUUCCUGUUUUUGAUUUUUUCACUUGACUGGACAUAAGACCAAAAUGUUUUUUUUGUUCCGUUCUUUAUUCCCUGAUUUUGUUCGCCUUUCUAAAGAGACAUUUCUCUGUAGCAGUGCGAUGAACACACAGAAUAGUGCCCUAAGCUUACAAAAAACGCUCACUGAAGGACUUGCUUUUUGAGUUGUAUAAAAGAACUGUGAUUUUUUUCUGUACAAGAUAGCAUAGUUACGCAAAUACUGCUUUACCUCAUGCUGCAAAAACAGACUGCUACAGUACAUCCAAAUCAGCUAAUCCACUAGAGGAUAGUGUCUGGCUGAUUGGACAAAGCACAACAUGUACUUCAGUCGGCUUAGUAGCACUUUACACGUGUGCAUACAUGUACAGUAUACCUUUAUCCUGCAUUUGAGAAGAACCAUUUUUAGAUGCUUUUACUACCUCCUCAGGCAAGACAUUGGAAACAGAAAAACCUGUAAAAAAGAAAAACCCUACUAAGAGCAUGUUGUCAGCAUGAGUAUAUCAGAGGGAUGGCAACUCUCACAUGGGCAGAACAAAGACAGUGGGAACAGUGCAAUAUUUCACAUUGAAAUACAAAUGAAAGGCUCUACAUAGGAUUAUCAAAUUGUACAUGCAUCAAUGUCUGAGGUUUUUUAUAUUAUUUUUUUUUGUUUGUUUUUGCUGUGCUAGCUGACUGCUAUAGGUACGACUUAUGUAGUGUCAACAUGAUACUGUAGAAAACGAGAGAAAAGUCAUUUUAAAAUGCUGUUUCUUCUCAUAGCGUGCUUGUAGUUGUUAAACUGAAUCAUUUGGGUUUUACCAAAGAGAAAACAGCACGACAGCUGGGUGAUCUACCAUAGAUACACUACUGACUUUUUCACUUUCAGCGCUGUCUCAAAUUGUAGCACGGUGGCUAGCUGUGCUUUUUUCACAUGAACUACUUAGCUUUGCUGUGAGAAGACUUCUGCUGCCACCAAAUCCUCGAGCUACACGUGUUGUUAAUAUCUCGAUGCUUUUACUACGAGGACCACGAUGGUAUUCAUUUUUUGUACUUUUCUAAAAAAAAAAAAAAAAAAACUGAACAUAGCAAUACCAUGAUGUGCUGUUGAGUCGGUUUGAGGACAUAUUAGACAGCUGUGGUAGAUGUGUGAUACUGUAAGCAUAGUUAGUUCUCUCAUAUCUUGAAACAUCUUGUAGGAGAGCAGUGUUUUUUCCAAACCCAGUACUAAUUUGGAAACAUGCAGUGUUGAUAUUUCUAUCUAACAAUUUUUUGGUUGGCUGCACUCACUACCAACACUUGUGCCUUUUAUCUGAACAAAACCUGCAGGAUCAGAGGUCUCCAUCUCUGAUCGCUUCACUGAAGAAAGAUGAAUGGCUCGGUGACUCUCCAUUCACUCAGAAGACCCCUUUUGAUAACUUUACUGAUAAACUCUCUUCACUGACUCUGACCUUUGAAGUUGCUGUGGAAACAGAAGCAAGAAUUGCACUUUAUUCAUAUUUCUUAUUAAUCAUUCUUUGUUUCUCAUGACAUAAAAAACACUAAGACUCGAUGCAAAUCUCUAAGGUGAUCCAUUUUGACAAACAUUGGAUAAGAAGUAUUUCAUUUUAAUAUUUUUUUUCUGUUUGUUACUUGACUGUGUGACAAUGUAUGUAUGUAUGUACAGUAUGUAUGUUGUAGCUCUUUAGUAAGUUUGUGUGUGUGUGUGUGUGUGUGUGUGUGUGGGAAGGACGAGACAGAAAGCAAUAUGAAAUGACAAAGAUAUCGGUUCAAGAAAGGUUGUUUAUUUAUGUGGCUAUUUAUUUAAUAAAUAAAGAUUCACUUCCUAAACUA
Molecule: messenger RNA, 5015 nt
Organism: Labrus mixtus (cuckoo wrasse)
Lineage: Eukaryota; Metazoa; Chordata; Actinopteri; Labriformes; Labridae
Gene: sik1
Product: salt-inducible kinase 1
Exons: 14
Coding region: 353-2764 (803 amino acids)
Biological process (GO): microtubule cytoskeleton organization; protein phosphorylation; intracellular signal transduction
Cellular component (GO): cytoplasm
Molecular function (GO): protein serine/threonine kinase activity; tau-protein kinase activity; ATP binding
Source: RefSeq, a predicted model, not a curated record